Molecule: messenger RNA, 246 nt
Organism: Rangifer tarandus platyrhynchus (Svalbard reindeer)
Lineage: Eukaryota; Metazoa; Chordata; Mammalia; Artiodactyla; Cervidae
Source: the annotation of a GenBank genome assembly
AUGAUGGGUGGAGCAGAGACGGAGAGCCGGGUGGGCGGAGGGGCCCGGCUCCGAGCUCCCUGUCACCUGGCCGAGGCGCCCUCUCGAGGUCACCAUCCGCAGCCCAGCCCCAGUGCUGUGGCGGCAGGAACGGGCCUGAGCCCCAGCUCCCAGACACGGCCAGUCUGGUCCAGGAGACCAGGUCCGCCGCCUCUCCUGCACACCUGCACCUCAGUGCCCACACGGCGCACGCAGCUGGAGGGAUAA